Molecule: messenger RNA, 1555 nt
Organism: Fundulus heteroclitus (mummichog)
Lineage: Eukaryota; Metazoa; Chordata; Actinopteri; Cyprinodontiformes; Fundulidae
Product: troponin I, fast skeletal muscle
Exons: 7
Coding region: 99-623 (174 amino acids)
Biological process (GO): muscle contraction
Cellular component (GO): troponin complex
Source: RefSeq, a predicted model, not a curated record
CAAUAUAUACCUUCUUUACACUUGAUCAGCCUGGCACUCAGUCUGUGUCUCAGGCUUCAACAACUCUGCCUCGGUAAAAUCCAAAUCCUGCUUUCAACAUGGCCACUGAAAAAAGACUGUCUGCAAGACGUAAGCACACUCUGAAGAGCUGUAUGCUGGUGGUCGCCAACAAUUUACUGGAGGCCGAAUCUCAGGUGAAGGCCACGGAGAGAGAGAAGUUCCUCGCUGAGAAAUGUCCUCCUUUGGAUGUGCCUUAUUCCAGGGAGGAGCUACUGGAACUUUGCAAUAAACUGCAUCAGCAGAUUAACAUCAGUGAAGAGGAGAGAUACUGCACAGAGUUCAAACUGAACAUGGUGCUCAACGAGGUCAGGGACCUGAACAUCAAGAUUGUGGAUCUCAGGGGAAAGUUCAAAAGACCACGACUGAAGAAGGUGCGUAUGUCUGCUGACGCCAUGCUGAAGGCUCUGCUGGGCUCCAAACACACGGUCAACAUGGACCUGAGGGCCAACCUGAAGCAGGUCAAGAAGGAGGUUAAAGAGGAGGACAAGCAGCUGCGUGAUGUUGGAGACUGGCGCAAGAACAUUGAAGACAAGUCUGACAGGAAGAAGAUGUUUGACAGUUAAAUUUGAUCUGUCAUUGAUUCAUAGCCUCAACAGAAUCAUUAUUUUGAGGUGGUGUUGUGUGGUCAUGAGCAGCCAAUAUCUUACAGCAGAAAUGUUCUUUUUAAAAACAGGCAUUAGUUGCAGAGCUCCUGGUUAGUAAAAGCAGGACGCCUGCUCUACUUCAUAAGGGUUAAGGAUACAUUCACACAGCAGGCGAAUGCAACACAAAUCUGAUGUUUUUGCCCACUUUUUCAUGGCAGUGUGAACGUAACGUAAGCUGACCUAUUACUCCUCCUGGUUUGGUCCAAUUUUUGAAGUUGUAAUAGAGCUGAAAUAGCUAUAAUUUGGAAGGCUAAGAUGAGAUCAAGUGGCAAGUGCUACACAUAGGGGAGUAUCAGAUUCUCAGGAUGGCAAACAAAAGCGUUGCUUAUGUUUGAAGGAUUGAUAGUUUUUUAAUGGUGAGCAAACAUAUCCUAACACGGAGCUCAUCUGCCAUCUCUCUUUUUUUGUUUGUUUUUUUAAAAAGGGAUUAGAGGAAGUUAUACUCGUCAACGGCGGGGGCUACAAAGGGGGGUUGCACAUUUACUGCUGGACUAUUAUUUUAAACAGGCUUCUGUUUCCUCAUUGCAAAGACAUUUGGUGCUGUAGGUAACGCUUUGUCAGCUCAUGAUCUCUUGACAGAACCACACUUAAAAAUCUCAAAACCAUUACUUUUAGCAUGAUUUUAAGGGCUGGAUUAAAGCACAGUAAAGGUUUUGGGUGUUGAGCUCUUCUAAUAUGUAGAAUCCAUAUGUACUGUUGUCAUCAACUGUAGAACUAAGAUAUGAUUCUGUCCUUGACUGUAAAGGUUAAAAAUAUGUAUAUGUAACAAAAUGCUUUCCCAACAAUGUAUGUACUACAAAAGUAAAUUUUAACAUUUACCUACAAUAAAAGAAUAAAGCCCUUAAACUUCA